ACCCAUUUGGGCACAACGCGCACUUCGUCAAAUUUUCUUCAGCUCUCAGACCUUGGUGCGACAGCGCGCAAAACGUCACCAUGGACGAAGACAUCAUGGAGGACUCGGUCUUUGAUGACCUCGAGAACGACUCGGACGCCUUCUCCCCCGAGCCAAAACCCAAACCCAAACCCAAAGCCGCAGUGAAGAAACCAGCAGUCAAGGCGGCGCCGAGGAAAAUGGUCCAGACCACACUCAAGACCACAAAGGCCGCUCCUAAGAAGCGCGCAAAGCCUGUGACCGACGACGAAGAAUCCAACGACGAAUCCGGAUUCUCCAACACUCCGCCGAGUGUCAAGAAGCAGAAGAAAGCACCCGCACCCAAGAAGUCCAGUGGGAAACCAUUGGGCGAAAUUGAGAACGACAGCAUGAUGCUAGAUGGAUCACCGGAUGCCAAGCCAUCCCAGAAGACAGCCACCGAGACGUACCAGAAGUUGACGCAACUGCAACACAUCAUCAAGCGUCCUGAUACCUACAUUGGCUCCGUCGAGCGCACCGGCCAAAAGAUGUGGGUGUACAACAAGGAGAUGAAGCAGAUGGAGUUCCGUGAGGUCCAAUUCGUGCCGGGUCUCUACAAGAUCUUCGAUGAAAUCCUCGUCAACGCUGCCGACAACAAGCAGCGAGAUGCCAAGAUGACUUCCAUGAAGGUCACUAUAAAUCGGGAGGCCGGCGAGAUCACAGUCGAGAACAACGGCAAAGGCAUUCCAGUCGAGAUGCACGAGAAGGAGAAGGUCUGGAUUCCCGAACUUGUCUUCGGCCAUCUACUUGCCGGUUCCAAUUUCGACGACGACGAGAAGAAGACCACUGGUGGUCGAAACGGUUACGGUGCCAAGCUCUGUAAUGUCUUCAGCACGGAAUUUACGCUUGAAUGCCAGGACUCCAAGAACGGCAAAAGAUACAAGCAGACGUGGCGGGACAACAUGAGCAAGAUGGAAAAGGCCAAGAUCACGUCGAACAAGACGGCUGACUUUGUGCGAGUCACUUUCAAGCCUGACUUUGCGCGAUUCGGCAUGCCUGACGGUAUUGAUGAUGACCUCGAAGCCCUACUCAUUCGGAGGGUUUACGACAUGGCCGGCACGGUCCGCAACGUCAAGGUUCACCUGAAUGACACGUAUCUGAAGUUGAACUUCCAGUCAUACUGCGAACUGUAUGCCAAGGCCAUUGCACAGGAACGGGCAGCCGAAGAGGGCGCGGAGCCCAGCGCUUCAGUCAUCCUUGAGGACUCCAAGGGCCAUCCGAAAUGGGAAAUUGCUUUUGCCGUCUCAGAUGGAUCAUUCCAGCAAGUUUCGUUCGUCAACUCCAUAGCGACGACCCAAGGUGGCACCCAUGUCAACUACAUUGCCGACAUGAUCACCGAGGCUCUUCUGAAGCAUCUUAACAAGAAGAAGAAGGGACACGCUUUGAAGCAGAAUCAUGUCAGAAACCAUAUCUUCAUCUUCGUAAACUGCCUGAUCGAAAACCCUGCUUUCACGUCGCAGACCAAGGAGCAAAUGACAACCAAGAAGAGUCAGUUUGGCAGCAAGUGUGAAUUAACGGACCCGUUCCUAAAGAAGAUUGCCAACACCGAUGCCAUCACCAACAUCCUUCAGUUUGCUGAGGCGAAGGCAGACAAAAUGCUUGCCAAGAGCGAUGGCAACAAGCGCUCCAGAAUCAGCAACGCCAAACUUGUAGAUGCCAACUUGGCGGGGACAAAGCGCGGCUACGAAUGCACGCUUAUCCUGACAGAAGGUGAUUCUGCCAAGAGUUUGGCUGUUGCCGGCCGUGCGAUUUUGGACCCCGAUCGCAUUGGUGUCUUCCCUCUGCGUGGUAAGAUGCUGAACGUCCGUGAUGCUUCGAUCGAGCAGAUCUCCAAGAAUGCGGAGAUCCAAAACAUCAAGCAGUUCCUGGGCCUCAAGCAUAAGCAGCAAUACACGGACACCAACAGUCUCCGGUACGGCCAUCUCAUGAUCAUGGCCGAUCAAGAUCACGACGGUAGUCACAUCAAGGGCCUACUGAUCAACUUCCUGCAAGUUCAAUACCCUUCGCUGCUUAAGAUUCCGGGGUUCUUUAGAGAGUUCAUCACGCCCAUUGUCAAAGUCUGGCAAGGUCCAAAUCCCAAGAAACCGCUCAAGGCACACUCUUUUUUUACGCAACCGCAGUACGAAGAGUGGAAAGAGCAACACAAAUCUGAUCAUAGGCGUUGGGAGGCCAAGUAUUACAAGGGUCUGGGAACCAGCUCCAACGAGGACGCCCAAAUCUAUUUCACUGACCUCGACAAGCACUUGAAGGGAUUUGAUGUGAUGCAGCCAACUGAAGCCGAGCUCUUCGAACUUGCCUUCUCGAAGAAGAAGGCGGAUGCCCGAAAAGAAUGGCUGGGCAACUUCGUACCUGGCACAUAUCUAGAUCACACAUCCAAUCUCAUUUCAUACAACGACUUUGUCAACAAGGAGUUGAUUCUGUUUAGUAUGGCUGAUAACAUGAGAUCAAUCCCUUCCAUGCUUGACGGGUUUAAGCCUGGUCAGCGCAAGGUCAUUUAUGCUUGCUUGAAGCGAAAUCUCGUAAAGGACAAGAAGGUCAUUGAGUUGGCUGGUUACGUCUCUGAGCAGACUGCUUAUCAUCACGGCGAAGUAUCCCUGCAGCAAACCAUCAUCGGCUUGGCACAGGACUUUGUUGGUUCCAACAACGUCAAUUGUCUCGAGCCCAGUGGUAACUUCGGGUCCCGUCUAGCCGGUGGCUCUGAUGCUGCCAGCCCUCGUUACAUCCAUACCCGUCUAUCUCCCUUUGCUCGCAAGAUAUUCUCCCCACUCGAUGAGCCUAAUCUAGAACACAACCUUGAGGACGGAAAGAGGAUCGAGCCGAAAGUAUACGCCCCCAUCAUACCCAUGGUGCUUGUGAAUGGUGCCGAUGGUAUAGGCACAGGUUGGAGUACCAGUAUUCCCAACUACAAGCCCGAGGAUAUCGUUUGGAAUUUGAGACGCCGAAUGGGACGCUUGGACGGUGAUGACGAGAAGCCAUUCGAGCCCAUGAUGCCAUGGUUCAGAGGCUGGAAAGGUACUCCGCGUGAAGCCGGCCCCAACCGCUACUCAUUCGACGGCAUGGUCGAAGUGGACCCCACGCGCCCCGAGGUUGUCAUCAAAGAACUGCCAAUCCGAAUGUGGACAGAUGAUUUCAAGGCGAAACUGGAAGAAGUCAUCCGCGCCGAGAAGACACCCUCAUUCAUCAAGGAUUACAAGGAGUUCAACGACCAUAAAAAUGUGCACUUUGAAAUCCAGGUGGAUGAGAAACACAUGCCGGCAUUAAGGACAGACACGAAUGCUGCCUUGGAAAAAUUCAAACUUUUGAAGCAAGUUGCCACGUCUAAUCUAGUAGCCUUUGACUCCCGUGGCAUGAUCCGCAAGUAUGAGAAAGUCGAGGAGAUCAUGGAAGAGUUCUAUGUUUACCGGUUGAAGAUGUACUAUGAGCGGAAGGUGUACUGGCUAGGCGUCUAUCACGCUGAUUAUCGCAAGCUCAAGAACCAAGCCCGGUUUGUCAAGGAGAUUAUGGACAACGAUCUCGUGGUGUCUCGCAAGAAGAAGCAGGUGGUCGUCGAGGAGCUGCGUACGCGGAAAUACGAGGCUUUCCCGAAGAACGUGGACAAGAAGAAGUCCAAAGUGGACGAGGAAGACGAGGCCGAGGAAGGUGGAGAUGAGGAGGUCGAGGUAGAUGCGGGAGCUCAAGACUACGACUACCUCCUCUCGAUGCCCAUUUGGUCCUUCACUCAAGAACGAUUGGACAGACUCAACGAGGCGAUCGCAAAGAAGAAGGCAGAGCAUGAUACGCUCGAGGCACGCAGCGAGAAAGACCUCUGGUGUAGCGACCUUGAUGAGUUCGAGGCAGAAUGGCAGAACCAAGUGCGUCUAGACGCUGAGAUCGUCAAAAACAUCCGCAAUAAGGGUGCCCGCGCAUCCAAGAAGAUCGGUGCUGGCAAGGGCCGGAAGCCCAAGGGCGAUGAUGACUAUGCCCCUACAGUCAAGUCAAAAACCGUCUCCAAGGCCGCCAAGGCUGCGGCGACCAAACUCAAGGACGCCGAGCCCAAGCCGAGCCAGCGCUUCAUGCAAACAUUCGCCGCCCCAGCGAAGAAGGCCAAGCUCGGCAUAGAUGGAGUCGACGAAGACUCGGAUGCCUUUUCUGAUGACUAUGCGGCGCUCAAGAGCAAGCCUGUGAAGAAAAAGAAGGUUGCCGCUCCGGCCAGAGCUACAGAGGAUUCGGCAGUUGCGGCCGUAGACGAGUCAGAAGUUUCAGACGUGCCCGCGCCCAGAGCGCGUGGUAAACGUGCAGCAGCUGCCAAGCCAAAAGCGUGGAUCGUUGAUGACGACGAAUCAGAGAGCUCUGACGACGACAUGAUGCUCGGCGAUAUUGACACCAUGGUCAAGGGCAUUGGAACGACUGCUGCCCCCGCGGGCGACAACAAGACAGGCCGGCUUAGUUUGUUCGCCAUGUCGCGACCUGAUAGCAGUCAGGGUGGCAAUGCAGCGCUGAAGCUGAAGUCGAAGCCUAGCAAAACAUUCGACAUGGGCAGUCAGGACGACACCAACUACGAAAUGUUGGCUAAAUCAAGCCCGCACAAGACGGCCACACGAAACGAGGUCGGCAGCUUCUUGAGCGACGAUGACAUGCCGGUUGUCGCUAAGCCCGCCUCUAAGCUGAAGUCGUCUACCUCUUCGUCCGAAGACUCAAAGUCUGCGGCUGCCACCUCUGCCCCUGCACCGGCAGUAAAGAAGCCUCGCGGUCGACCGGUCGGCACCAAAGCCAAAGCCAAGGAGGCAGCCCCGAAGCCAGUAGCCAAGAAGGCUCUUGUGAAGAUGACGAAGUCACCUGUGCUAUCUCCAGCGGCUAAGCUCUACGCCAAGAAGAAGGACGCCGGAAAGCCCAGCUCGAAGAAGGACGCCUUUGAUAUGGACGACGACGACGACGACGACGACGACGACGAAGAUGAUGAUGAUCUCGUCCUGGCCGACUCUCCACCGCCUAAGCCUGCUGCAAGAGCUCGCCCUGGCCGCGCCGCUGCUGUGAAGAAGAAGCCCGUCUACGUUCCUGUUGAUCUUGACGACGAGGACGAUAGCGAGCAAUUCGAUGACGGUGGCAAGGACGACAGCGAUGAUUUCGACCUUGAUGAGUCGGAUUAAACCUGCUGAUACCACAAAACUACCAUGGUUUCCGUAAGGGACUGGUUUGACGAUAACCACAAGAUGAAAAGGCAUUAAGAGGUCUGAAAGGAGAGGAGGGUGGACGGCGCUGGUUCUUUGACC
Pseudomassariella vexata is the source of this 5306-nucleotide messenger RNA. RefSeq names its product DNA topoisomerase. Gene Ontology annotation, biological process: DNA topological change; sister chromatid segregation; resolution of meiotic recombination intermediates. Gene Ontology annotation, molecular function: DNA topoisomerase type II (double strand cut, ATP-hydrolyzing) activity; ATP binding; DNA binding. Bases 81 to 5183 code for a protein of 1700 amino acids. The record is from RefSeq and is a predicted model, not a curated record. Gene Ontology annotation, cellular component: nucleus. The transcript is spliced from 3 exons. Lineage: Eukaryota; Fungi; Ascomycota; Sordariomycetes; Amphisphaeriales; Pseudomassariaceae.